This is a messenger RNA of Pseudopodoces humilis (Tibetan ground-tit), 3670 nucleotides long. It is a transcript of the gene ZNF639, whose product is annotated as zinc finger protein 639. The record is from RefSeq and is a predicted model, not a curated record. Gene Ontology annotation, biological process: regulation of DNA-templated transcription. Lineage: Eukaryota; Metazoa; Chordata; Aves; Passeriformes; Paridae. Gene Ontology annotation, molecular function: DNA-binding transcription factor activity, RNA polymerase II-specific; RNA polymerase II cis-regulatory region sequence-specific DNA binding.
UUGCCGCGCUCCCGCCUGAGGUCCCGGUGCGGCCUCUGCGCAGGCCGCACCGCCCCGGGGCCAUCGGGAUCCCGAUUCUCCGAGCCUGGAUCCCGCUUUUCAGGGCCAGGGAAAGCGGCUGGAACAGAACAAGCGCGUUACCUGGGGUGAGACUUGCCGUGUCAGUGCGCUGGCGGCUCUUCCUUUGCAAUCACAGAAAACGGUGAAGGUGAAAAUGUUCUUAAGCUGAUGCAUUCACUACAUUUGGAAGCUGUACAGCCAUCAGCUUCUUAGCUGCUCUGCUUCCUGAUACUGAAGAGUUUAGGAUUUUUGUUCAUGCAGACGGUUCAAAAUGAAUGAACAUCCUAAAAAGAGGAAAAGGAAGACUCUGCAUCCUUCUCGUUACUCAGAUUCUUCAGGUGCAAGCAGAUACAUAGACAACAGUGGAAUUUUUUCUGACCACUGCUAUAGCGUCUGUUCCAUGAGACAGCCAGAUAUAAACAGAGGUAGAUUCCACAGUCCUGUGCAGAGCCUGGACACAGAUGAUGAUGGGAGUCCAGUGCAUGCCGGGAGCUCUCACUGGAGCGGGGCACACUCAAACGUUGGGAUGCACUGUACAGACCCUAAAAAGAGGGAUAAAGGUAAAGAUAAAGGUACUAACAAUGGAAUGUGCAGAGACUUAUGUGACUCACCUAUAUUCAGUGACAGCCCCACAGAAGAAGAGAAACCUCUAGAUAUCCAAACUGUAGAAAUUUCUACAACAGAAGUGAAUGCUGUAGAAGUUCACGAUAUAGAAACACAGACUGUGUCACCUGAGAAGCUGGAAGCUGAGGACCUUGAGGAAAUCCCUCUGGAGACCUGUAAAAUCUUUGAGAAGAACCAGGCUUUGAAUAUCACAGCUCAACAGAAAUGGCCUUUGCUGAGAGCCAACAGCAGCGGCUUGUACAAAUGUGAGCUCUGUGAGUUCAACAGCAAGUACUUCUCUGAUCUGAAGCAGCACAUGAUCCUGAAGCAUAAGACAUGUACAGACACUCAUGUCUGUAAAGUUUGUAAAGAAAGUUUCUCCAGCAAAGUGCAGCUCAUUGAACACGUAAAACUACACGAGGAAGAUCCAUACAUCUGUAAAUACUGCGAUUACAAAACGGUGAUUUUUGAGAAUCUGAGUCAGCACAUAGCAGACACUCACUUCAACGACCACCUUUACUGGUGUGAGCAGUGUGAUGUGCAGUUCUCCUCCAGCAGCGAGCUGUACCUGCACUUCCAGGAGCACAGCUGUGACGAGCAGUACCUGUGUCAGUUCUGUGAGCAUGAGACAAACGACCCCGAGGAUCUGCACAGCCACGUGGUGAACGAGCAUGCGUGCCGGCUCAUCGAGCUCAGCGACAGCUACAACAACAAGGAGCGUGGCCAGUACAGCCUCAUCAACAAAAUCAGUUUUGACAAAUGCAAAAACUUCUUUGUGUGCCAGGUGUGCGGCUUUAGGAGCAGGCUGCAUACAAAUGUCAACAGGCAUGUAGCUAUUGAGCACACCAAAAUAUUCCCUCAUGUUUGUGAUGACUGUGGGAAAGGAUUUUCAGGUAUGUUAGAAUAUUGCAAGCACCUAAGCUCUCAUUUAUCUGAAGGGAUUUAUUUGUGUCAGUACUGUGAAUAUUCAACGGGACAGAUUGAAGACCUUAAAACUCAUUUGGAUUUUAGGCAUUCAGCAGAUUUGCCUCAUAAAUGUACUGAUUGUUUAAUGAGGUUUGGGAAUGAAAAAGAUCUUUUAAGUCAUCUUCAGAUACAUGAGACAGUGUGAUUGCUUUCUUUCCCUGUAAUCAAUUUGUUAGAAUUGGAAUUAAUUUCCAGUCACUGGAAUGUGAUAUUAAAUACAGUUUUAACAACAAUUUUACAUUUCUAAUGUUUUCAUCUUUAUAUCAGUAAAGCAUGUAUAGCACUUGGUGUUGUGAAUUUCCUUGUCUAGGGGUUUCAGUAGGAAUAAUCACAUUUACAGUGUGAUGGAUCAGAUUUUGUGGGGAGGGACAGUGGGUGUAAUUGCAUGUUGUGAUACGAAUUCUGAUGGUCAUCCUACUCUUUCGUGUCCAGUGUACAAGACCUCUCUUGACUUUAAAAAGGCACAAAAACAAAGCAAAUACCUAAUUCCAUGCUUAAAUAACCCAAUACUGGUUUCAGUUCCACAUCCAGCUCAUGUUACCCUGUGUGGCAGCAGGUCAUUGCACUGGUGUUUAGCAAUAGCACUGGCCUGCCAAAGAUAAGUGUGUUCCAAAAGUUCCCAGACAUGGACAUCUGCAGAUUCACAUACCAGCCUUCAUUUACCACCUCAUGCUCCUGAUAAGCUUUUUCAAUUGUCCUAUUUUUCUCUUGGGAUACCUUUCUGACCUCACUGUUCCCUUUGUUCUAUGUUUAAGUCCUAUCUGUGGGACUGUCCAACACAUGUACAACACACUCUUCGACACGACUCCCACAUGAUAUUCCCUUAUAUACCUUCAGUUCUUGUAUUUGAAUGUGCUGAGGAGACACCCAUUGCUUGGGUUUGGAUUGUAUCAUGUUCUAAAGAGUAAUUGCAAAAGGAAUUCACAGUGAUCCUGCUGAGAUUAAUUUCUUGCGUAAAAUCCUAGUUUAGCUCUCACUGAAAUUAUGUAUGUCACUAACCUAUGACUAGAGCAAACUUCUAGUAGUCUAUAUUGUAAUAAUUCUGUAUAUUUAUCAUUAUCUUUCCACCACUAGUAACUUGAGGAAUGUUAUUUUAACUCUGUAAAUUUCAAACUUUUAUAUAUGGGCUGAAAAGACUGGUACAUUACAAAAUUUUUACUAAUAACUCUCAAAUUAUUUCACACAUUUGUUUAUAUUACAUAUAGCACUUUCCUGCCAUUGUAAUAGUUGUGAGUUUUUACAGUUCAUUCUGUAGUUCUAUUUCCAAGUAUCCACUUGGAAAUAGAUACUUUUUAUCUAUUAAAAAGAUAAAAAGACAAGUGUGGGGUCACUUAGAUUAUGCUAGAUACCACGGUGAAAAUAACCAUAAAUUACUGGUGCAGUUUACAUUUCUUCCUUCAUUGACUGUAAAUUUGUAAUGUAAGAUUGUCUAUUGCAAGCUUUGUAUAGAGAUAAUUAAUGUAUCAAACAUUAUAUCAGUGAGAUUUGGUGUUACCAGCUUCAAGGCAUGCAAUGGUCUUUGGAUUUGAUUUUUAAAGCUAAGGAUAAAACUUGGCUGAAUGUUGUCAAUUAAUGGAAGUUCUGAUUUCCAGAGAAGUAUUUCUGGAAAGAUUAUGAACCACUUAGUGUUUAUUUUGUUGUGGGAGGCAAGAGCAUUUCUGUCACUUUGAAAUGCUGAUUCGCUUCUGGAUCUUGUGUUUUGUCAUUGAAAAGGGCAGUCUGAGGGUGUCUUGCUGUAUUUUAUUACUCCCUUGUAUAGAGAAUGACAGUAUCUGUGGUAGAAUUGCUGAUUUCCUAUUUUGAACACAUUCUUCCUGGCUGGCUUAAAAUGGUAGCAAUAAUACAGUUAACAAAACACUAAGAUGAAUUAUUUUCUAUAUGGAAGGCUAACUUCGCUCAUGUAUCUGAAAGGGGAAUGCUGGUUCUCUGAAAAGUGCUCCAGCUGAGCUCUGGAGAGAAAGCUGCUCUGGGAGACAGUGACAAGAAGUGGAAAAAAGGCACUUAAAAAAACCCAAAUUAAAUAAGGUGGCUUAAGAAGUGU